AAUGAAGUAUCAACAAAUUCAACGAUCUCACUUAUUGCAAUGACAGGAUCGGUAACCGAGUUUCAAAAGUAAACACUGUUCUAACUUGUAAGUUUAUAACCAAACUAAACACCAUAGCUGUUCUGGCGAUUGGGUAAUUCUAAAAGGAAAGAGGGGCAAUACCGUGAUGACACACCUGUCUGGAAAAUUUUGGACUGGUGCAAACUGCAAAACAUGAAGAUGAGAAGCUCGAAGGGGAUAAGAAAUGGCAGUUCGUAGUUCAGCUCCGAAGCGGUAGAGGUACUCUUUCCAGAUAGCCUACUGCUGAAAGAAAAAGACCCAUUUUUAUCACUCUUUUUAUACAUUGAGGAUAAAAAAGCACCCGUCAAUUUCUUGAUCACUGAAGUAACUAUCUUUUUCAAGAUUGGAUUUUUUAUUUUUAUGUUCUCCUUGACUAGGCUUCUCAAUGUCGUUUGACAUACGUUGAUAAAGACCCCGGAAAAUUGUGACUCUGUAUCAGGAUGGGUAUUUUAGGGAUUUACUCUUUCACCAAUAUUUAGUGGUGAUUUGCAGAAGAAAAAGACAGGGUCUUUGUGAGCUGUGGGUAGUGAGAAAUGGGAAAGAAUGAAGGCUGGUUACUACAACUACUGCUACUUGUGUCAACAGAGGGGCCACCAAUAAAGAGGCGGGCAGGGUUGAGGAGGAAACAAGCUGGGAGAGGAUCUUAUAGAGGGAGUUAGGUAUAUCAAGCUAAGAAAUUAGAGGGGGGGGGGGGGGGGGGUAAUUAGGCGUUUUAAAUAUCAGCUGUGACUUGACUCGGUUUCAAGAUUUAGGGUUUCUUGAGGUUUAAAUUUCUGCUGACUGGUGAAAUAAGAAAAAGAAAGAAGAAUAUGGGGUUCUCAUUGCACCAAGCACUUACUGACCUUUGUUGCAACGCUGUUUGGAAGUAUGCUGUUUUCUGGAAGCUUACACAUCGUGCGCGCAUGGUGCUGACUUGGGAGGAUGGAUAUUAUGGUAAUACUGAGAACCAAGAGAAAAAAUGGCUCAGUAAUUCAGCAGGAAACUUGAUGAAUUGUCAUAAAUAUUCACAUGAUGCUCUUGGUUUAGCCGUGGCCAAGAUGUCAUACCAUGUUUAUUCUCUAGGGGAAGGGAUUGUAGGACAAGUGGCUGUUACUGGUAAACAUUUGUGGAUUUCUACUGAUAAAUGGGCAGUUAACCCAAGCUCCUCAUUCCAGUAUGGAGAUGAUAGAUGGCAACCUCAGUUUUCCGCUGGUGUUAAGACCAUAGUUGUUGUGGCAGUUGGUCCUCUUGGAGUUGUACAGUUAGGAUCUUUGGAGGAUAUUCCUGAGGAUAUGAAGAUGAUCAACCACAUAAGGCAUGUUUUCUCGGAGGUCCACAAUUCUAUUGGUGGUUCUCACUUGCAAGGUAGCAUUCAGCAGUAUAAUGUGGAGCCUUCUUGUAUGUCAGAUGUGUCCACUAGAACCUCAAGUACCUAUCAUAAUUGCAUUAAUAAUCAUCAAGACAGAAGUACAGAAAGAGUUCCCAACAAGAGCGAAGGUAAUCCUGGGGCACCAAUUUCUGAAAGUUUCAUCAUGGGGCAUAAAAGUGAAGGACAGGUGCAAGAAGCCAUUCCUACAGUGAGCAAACUAGAAGCUAUCAAUUUAAGAGAGUCAUUCUUAGAAGACAAUAACAAAACUCUCAAGUAUGAUGCUAGUGAUCCAAAUGCAUCAUUAUUGUCCUUGCCGGUUCUUCCCAGUGCCGGUUUGCAUAAAGAUUUAUAUAAGAACACACUCCAUUCUAAUGAAAUCGACACAAAUCAGACUCCUUUAAGCUACUACUAUGCUGGAUGUGAGCUAUAUGAAGCAUUAGGACCUGCUUUUCAAAAUGGUAGAACUGCCAAUCUCUGGGAGUCAGAAAAUGCGGAAACGGGUGAUAGCAGUCUGUUACUGAGUGAGAGCAAGACAGAUCAACUCUUGGAAGCAGUGGUGGGAAAUCUUAGUUGUUGGCAAGAGAGUGAUGCUAGAUCUGUUGAAAAGGCAGAACCUUGCAGCAGUGAUAAGGGCACAAUAAGUUCAGCGGUAUAUUCGUCCAACUCGUCAGGGGCGUAUCUGGAAAGACAACAAGAAACAAUUAGACGAACGAGUAAACGGAGGGCUAAACCUGGAGAGAGUUGUCGGCCUAGGCCAAGGGACAGACAACUCAUUCAAGAACGCAUUAAGGAGUUGCGGGACCUGGUGCCUAAUGGUUCAAAGUGCAGUAUCGAUUCACUUCUGGAGCGGGCGAUUAAGCAUGUGCUUUACAUGCAAAGUGUUACGGAGCAUGAUGAAAUGCUAGAUAAAUGUACUGCAUCAAAGUGGCUGCUUGAGAAGGAAUCAGUUACCCACAAAGGGUCUUCGUGUAAGGAGGAGCAAGGUUCAAGCUGGGCGGUGGAAGUGGGGAGUAGUAACUUGAGAGUUUGCCAUAUAAUGGUAGAAAAUCUUAACACAAACGGUCACAUGCUAGUUGAGAUGCUAUUGAAAGACUGCAGCCACUUUCUUGAGAUCGCCGAGGCCAUCAGGAGCUUGGAACUUACUAUACUGAAAGGAGUAGCAGAGUCUUAUGGUGAGAAGACACUCAUGCGCUUUGUGGUUGAGGGGCAGGAAAAUCAAAUAAUACAUCGCAUGGAUGUAUUAUGGUCAUUGAUGCAGCUACUACCAACUGAUGUCAAUGUGUGAGUGUGACAGAAUGGAGGGUAAACUGCCCAUUGAACAGACAUGCAGCAUUUGGUUUAUAAAAUGAAGGCUAUGAAUCCUAUGACGAAGAUAAAGGCUACUUUGAGGUGCAGGAGAAGUGAGUAUAUGGCUGGACCAUAAAGGCUACUUUGUGGUGCAGGGGAAGAGAGGAUAGGUCUGGACCAUAAAGGCUACUUUAUGGUUUCCUGUUUUUAUUUAUAAUAGUUCUGUACUUCUGUUCAGUGUUCAUAUAUUUGAUUGUGUGAAUAUGGUUCCUUUCCAUGCUUAGCAAUUAUAUUUCUCUUGUAAAUUGAAUUAUUUGUUCUCGUUGUUGUACCUAUGAUUUUGAAGUCCAUGUUCCAGAACUGGCAUGUUGAAAAUAUUGUAAAAUGUUCAUGUUUAAACACACCAUUAAUCCUGGGCAAUGCACUAGAAUUGCUUCAUUUAGGGUCUAAACUCUAAA
Messenger RNA from Cuscuta epithymum, 3153 nucleotides. The record is from the annotation of a GenBank genome assembly. NCBI's taxonomy places the organism in Eukaryota, Viridiplantae, Streptophyta, Magnoliopsida, Solanales, Convolvulaceae.